Molecule: messenger RNA, 1493 nt
Organism: Diospyros lotus (date-plum)
Lineage: Eukaryota; Viridiplantae; Streptophyta; Magnoliopsida; Ericales; Ebenaceae
Product: E3 ubiquitin-protein ligase ATL6-like
Exons: 1
Coding region: 174-1292 (372 amino acids)
Source: RefSeq, a predicted model, not a curated record
GAUUAUGAGAAAUAAAUAUCACAGAGAAGCUUCCUCCCACUGGUAGUGGCUGCCCUUUCUCUCCGCGUGCUUUUUAAGCUACAGCUCACGCUCCUUCUUCUCCACUCUGUUCUUCUUCAUCACUUUACAGGCCAAUCAACGCUUCCCACUUCAUCUUCUUGACUCUCUCUAGCAUGACUACCACGCCCCGUUACCUCGCCGGCCUAUCAUCAACCAACCAUGCCAUCGUCCUCUUCGUCUCUGUAUUGCUUCUGCUACAAUCGCCGGCCGGGGCGCAGUCCGGGUCGAAUUCAACCCCGCAGGAUCACUACCCGUAUGAGAAGCUGAGCCCGCCGGCGGUGAUCGUCGUCGUGAUCAUUAUUUUCGCGCUCUUCCUCAUGGGUGUCAUCGCGGUCUGCCUUCUCCAGCGAUCCAGAGAGGAGACGGCCGUCAGCGUCCGGGUCCUGGGAUCGGCGCCGCGGCGGCGGCGGGGGCUCGACCCGGCGGUGAUCGAGACGUUCCCGACGUUCGUGUACUCCGCGGUCAAGGGGCUCAAGAUCGGAAAAGGCGCACUGGAAUGCGCCGUCUGCCUGAACGAAUUCGAAGAAGAAGAAACCCUUAGGCUCAUCCCCAAAUGCGACCACGUCUUCCACCCGGAUUGCAUCGACGCCUGGCUCGACGCCCACGUCACUUGCCCGGUUUGCCGCGCCGAUCUCGUUCCUCAGCCCGGCGAGACGCCAAAAUUCGCCGAGGAAGCCGGCGCCGAAAGCCUCCAUGACUGCGACACUUCGAUCCUGGUCGGGGAAGACCCAGAAGAGAGCUUCGCUUCUCCGGCUGUGGUGAACCGGGACCAAAGCUUGAAUUGGAACCGGCAGCUGCGGUCGCGGUCCAUGCGGCCGAGACAGUUUUCGAGAUCGUAUUCGACCGGCCACUCAGUGGUCCAGCCGGGGGAGAACACGGAGCGGUUCACGCUUCGGUUGCCGGCGGAUGUGAGGAAGCAAGCGAUAAUCCGAGCGGUGAACCGGGCGAGCCAGUCCAUGGCCUACCGAACCGGGUCUGGAGAGGGUAGCAGUAGAGGCGGGUGGUCCUUCAAGCGGUUUGAUUCGUUGGACCGGACGGUCAAGUCGGAGCGGUGGGUUUUCUCGAUAACGCCGCCGUUCUUUUCAAGGUGGCCGUCGAUGAAGAUGACUGCGGCCGAGGGCGAGGGCUCGACGAUGGCGGCGACGCCCAGAGGGACCAGCACAGCGGCGAAGUUGCCGUCGUUCAAGCGUUUAGAGAAGAAUGGGGAUGAACCUGGGUCGAGCCCGGUUUAAGGGUCAAUUUUGGGUGCCAUGAAGAUGGCUUUUGUUUAUUGAAACUUGGAAGCCUGACAAAGGCGUGAGACCACUGGACAAUUGCUGGCUGCUGGGAAAAAUACAAAACCAGCAGACCAACUCAAUGUCAAUGGACUGUAAAUUUCUUAAUUAAUUUAUUCUUAAAUUAAUUUUUAAUAUAUUGAUUUAUGUAUUGAACUA